Molecule: messenger RNA, 2967 nt
Organism: Lepus europaeus (European hare)
Lineage: Eukaryota; Metazoa; Chordata; Mammalia; Lagomorpha; Leporidae
Product: histone acetyltransferase KAT2B-like
Exons: 1
Coding region: 1-2463 (820 amino acids)
Biological process (GO): chromatin remodeling; positive regulation of transcription by RNA polymerase II
Cellular component (GO): histone acetyltransferase complex; nucleus
Molecular function (GO): protein binding; histone H3 acetyltransferase activity
Source: RefSeq, a predicted model, not a curated record
AUGUCCGAGGCUGGCGGGGCCGGGCCGGGGGCCGGGCCCGGGGCGCUGCCCCCGCAGCCCCCGCAGCCCCCCGCGCCGCCGCGGCCGCCGCCGCCCGCGCCCCCGCAGGGCUCCUCCUGCGGUCCGGCGACGGCUGUGGCUGCGGCGGGCACGGCCGAAGGACCGGGAGGCGGUGGCUCGGCCCGGAUCGCCGUGAAGAAGGCGCAGCUGCGCUCGGCUCCGCGGGCCAAGAAACUGGAGAAACUCGGAGUGUACUCCUACUGCAAGGCUGAGGAGUCCUGUAAAUGUAAUGGCUGGAAAAACCCCAACCCCUCUCCUACUCCCCCCAGAGCCGAUCUGCAGCAAAUAAUCGUCAGUCUAACGGAGUCCUGUCGGAGCUGUAGCCAUGCCCUAGCUGCUCAUGUUUCCCACCUGGAGAAUGUGUCAGAGGAAGAAAUGAACAGACUCCUGGGAAUAGUGUUGGAUGUGGAGUAUCUCUUCACUUGUGUCCACAAGGAAGAAGAUGCAGAUACCAAGCAAGUGUACUUCUACCUAUUUAAGCUCCUGAGAAAGUCUAUUUUACAAAGAGGAAAGCCUGUGGUUGAAGGCUCCUUGGAGAAGAAACCCCCAUUUGAAAAGCCUAGUAUUGAGCAGGGCGUGAAUAACUUUGUACAGUACAAAUUUAGUCACCUGCCAUCCAAAGAAAGGCAAACAAUAGUCGAGUUGGCCAAAAUGUUCCUAAACCGCAUCAACUAUUGGCAUCUGGAGGCACCAUCUCAACGAAGACUGCGCUCUCCCAAUGACGAUAUUUCUGGAUACAAAGAGAACUACACAAGGUGGCUGUGUUACUGCAAUGUGCCACAGUUCUGUGACAGUCUACCUCGGUAUGAAACCACCCAGGUGUUCGGGAGAACAUUGCUUCGCUCAGUCUUCACCGUUAUGAGGAGACAACUCCUGGAACAAGCAAGACAGGAAAAAGACAAACUGCCUCUUGAGAAACGAACUCUGAUCCUCACUCAUUUCCCAAAAUUUCUAUCCAUGUUAGAAGAAGAAGUUUAUAGUCAAAACUCUCCCAUCUGGGAUCAGGAUUUUCUCUCAGCCUCUUCCAGAAUCAGCCAACUAGGAAUCCAAACAGUUAUCAAUCCGCCUCCUGUGGCCAGGACAGUUUCCUACAAUUCAAACUCAUCUUCCCUUGAGCAGCCGAAUGGAGGGAGUAGCAGUCCUGCCUGCAAAGCUUCUUCUGGGCUAGAGGCAAACCCAGGCGAAAAGAGGAAAAUGAAUGACUCUCAUGUUCUGGAGGAGGCCAAGAAACCCCGAGUCAUGGGGGAUAUUCCAAUGGAAUUAAUCCAUGAGGUGAUGUCCACCAUCACGGACCCCUCAGCAAUGCUUGGACCAGAGACCAAUUUUCUGUCAGCCCAUUCAGCAAGGGAUGAGGCAGCAAGGCUGGAAGAGCGCAGGGGUGUGAUUGAAUUUCACGUGGUUGGAAAUUCCCUGAACCAAAAACCGAACAAGAGGAUCCUGAUGUGGCUGGUCGGCCUGCAGAAUGUGUUCUCCCAUCAGCUGCCCCGAAUGCCAAAAGAGUAUAUCACACGGCUCGUCUUUGACCCGAAACACAAAACCCUCGCUUUAAUUAAAGAUGGCCGUGUUAUUGGUGGUAUAUGUUUCCGUAUGUUCCCAUCCCAAGGAUUCACAGAGAUUGUUUUCUGUGCUGUAACUUCAAAUGAACAAGUCAAGGGCUAUGGAACACAUCUGAUGAAUCAUUUGAAAGAAUAUCAUAUAAAACAUGACAUCCUGAACUUUCUCACAUAUGCAGAUGAAUAUGCAAUUGGGUACUUUAAGAAACAGGGUUUCUCCAAAGAAAUUAAAAUACCUAAAGCCAAAUAUGUUGGCUACAUUAAGGAUUAUGAAGGAGCCACUUUAAUGGGAUGUGAGCUAAAUCCUCGGAUCCCAUAUACAGAAUUUUCUGUGAUCAUUAAAAAGCAGAAAGAGAUAAUUAAAAAGCUGAUAGAAAGAAAACAGGCCCAGAUUCGGAAAGUUUACCCUGGACUUUCAUGUUUUAAAGAUGGAGUUCGACAAAUUCCUAUAGAAAGCAUUCCUGGAAUUAGAGAGACAGGCUGGAAACCAAGUGGAAAGGAGAAAAGUAAGGAGCCCAAAGACCCUGACCAGCUUUACAGCACGCUGAAGAGCAUCCUUCAGCAGGUGAAGAGCCAUCAAAGCGCUUGGCCCUUCAUGGAACCAGUGAAGAGAACGGAAGCUCCGGGAUAUUAUGAAGUUAUAAGGUUUCCCAUGGAUCUGAAAACCAUGAGUGAACGCCUCAAGAAUAGGUACUACGUAUCUAAGAAAUUAUUCAUGGCAGACUUACAACGAGUCUUUACCAAUUGCAAAGAGUACAACCCCCCUGAGAGUGAAUACUACAAAUGUGCCAAUAUCCUGGAGAAAUUCUUCUUCAGUAAAAUUAAGGAGGCUGGAUUAAUUGACAAGUGAUGUUCCCCCUCUGCUGCUUAGAGAUUCAUCAAGCAGUGUGCCUAAUGCAAGGUGGUUUAGUUGUACAAAGAAUUGGACAAAAUAUGUCGAAGAGACUUGUAAUAAUUAGCACUUUUGAAAAACAAACAAAAAACCUCCUUUUAGCUUUUCAGAUAUGUAUAUAAAUUGACAUAGAACAUUUUUAUUUUAUGGAAUAGAUUUUAAUCUAUUUAGUACUAUUAAUGUAAAUUUUCUAUGGCAUGUCCAUUAGACAACUAUUACAAGAUAAAUGGUCAGGGGUUUCCUCAAAACCUGUAUGUGAGGAAAUUGCACAUUAUCUCAAGAUUUGGGGGAUUCUAGAAAAUUUCAGACCAUGAAUGUUUCCAUGUUUUUCUAAUGGAAUGUGAGAAUUUAUUUUUAUUUUAUUCUGAAGGACUAUAAGGAAGGGAUACGUGAUUUUAAAAAACCCAUAAAAGGUGAAAUACAUUUGAAGUCUCGUUGUAGACUUUAUAUAUAUAUAUUUUU